GGAAAGCCCACUGACCAAUCGAGCUAUAUAGUCGCACGCACUCCCUCGCCUUUCCUGGCAUGUCCUUCGCCCUCGCCUCCUCCUUCUCAUCCCAUCGUCCCCCCUCUGCUCACCGGCCUCGACGAUGACUCCCAGCCAUAGUCUCGACAGCAUACCACAGGAGGUGCUUGAGCAUAUCGCGUACUUCACCGCCACCGUCAGCUUCCUCGGUCCGCCCUCCGCGCUCGUCCCGCUUCUCUCCACGAAUCGCCGCAUCUAUGCCGCCCUUGCUCUCGACAGAAACCCGCACAUCUGGGCACGCAUAUUCGCGUACAAGUUUGACCUAGCUGCCGCAGUGCGCCGCCUCGGUCCUGCGCGCACCACCCCUCUUGCGAUCGCAGAAGAGCUCAAGAAGCGAUGUAUGGUCUUGCGUCGGGUACGGGCCAAGACGGAUACAUUGGCACCGAUAUGGGAGCUCAGCUCGGGACACGCCAGGCACCUCAGUGAACUCUUAUGGACGGCUUACCUCAUGAUGCUAGAGAACGAUGGGAGGAAUGAGCGCCAGCUCAGGGAAUAUGCCCGGAUGGAUAACUGGCUACGGACCUACCUCCUCGACGAGAACGGCGCAUCCCUCGUGCGAUCUACUGCAAAGCGGGACCAAUGGCCGGUAGGGAAUGACGAACGAGUAUCGUUAGCAAUGUGGUUGUUCUGGAUGCUCCUUAGACCUGAGGAAUACAUGAUGGACGAGGCAGCCUUCCAAAGCGCCAACUGCGUCCUGAAGCUCUUUGCGCUCGGUGCGCACCACUACAGCCUCUGCACCCCAUCCUGGAUCGACUUCCACCCACCGCUCAACCCCAAGGCCGGCUCGCUGCUGACGCACUUCGGCAUGCCGCUGCGCCUCGCACACCCAGCGCCCGCCUCGCCCGCCAUCCUCGCGUACCUCACGCUCGUGAACCAGCUCAGCGUCGCCUGGGACACGAUCAGCUACAUGAAGCCGCCCGACCCGACGCUCCCCGCCGUCGUCGGCGCGUGCAGCACCGAGUGGGAGGCGGAGUGGUCGCGCGCGCUCGCGGGCGUCGCCACCCCGGGCGCCCAGGAGCGCGUGUUCGUGCCCGGGAGUCUCGACGGCUACUGGGAGGGCUUGUUCACGUACACGGAGUUCACGGCGUACGCUGCGCUCCUCUCCGGCGCGUCCCCCGCCGUCCUCGAGCGCAGCCUUGUCGCACAACAUCCGCAGCUGUGGAAGCUCCGCGAGCACCAUCUGUACUAUUCCGCGGACGAGGACGAGGAUGACUCUGCGGGCGCGGACCCGCUCGUGCCGGGGAGCCCGCUGCUGGCGUACAUGCCCAUGGGCGCGCAGGUGCAGGAGGGCCCGAACGGGCUGGAGGUGCGUGCCCCCGGAUGCACACCGGUCGUGUACGAGACGUGGUCGCGCGUCCCGGAGAAGCAGCGGGGAAAGCGGAGGCUGCGCGAUGUUAUACUCACUGGCGAGGGACACUCGGCGUGGGGACAGUUUAGUCUGCUGGGCCGGGUACGCCCGUGCGAUGGACAUCUGUGUCUGUCGAAGGACUAUGUGGAUGGGGACCGCGGGCGCUGGCUCUACAGAGCAUACCUCAUCGGCAACGAACAUGGCAACUUGAGCGGGCGAUGGCGCGACACGCUCAGCCCGCCGGAGGUGCUGGGGUACGAGGGUUGUUUCAUGAUGAGCCGGCGACGGUGAGGUCCCGCUCAACUAUUGCCCGACCAUGACUUGUUGUUUCGCCGUUGAUCUUAGUUUUCUUGGCCCAUUCUUGCCUU
Rhodofomes roseus is the source of this 1776-nucleotide messenger RNA. RefSeq lists its product as uncharacterized. The coding region runs from base 125 to 1699 and encodes 524 amino acids. NCBI's taxonomy places the organism in Eukaryota, Fungi, Basidiomycota, Agaricomycetes, Polyporales, Fomitopsidaceae. The transcript is spliced from 3 exons. The record is from RefSeq and is a predicted model, not a curated record.